AUUUCCUUUCCUUCUCUUUAUUCUCACUUCUUUCCCACUCAUCUUCCGGUGUUGCAACAUCUCUUUCCCUUCACACUGUUCUUUCUGCACUUUUCCGACACAAAGUGCGAAACAUACAACAAUACCACCCACUUACAACCUAUCUUUUCCAGCUUCCAAUUCGACCAUGAGCCCCGCGGCCGUUGACUCGGGCUCGGCUUCCGCUGCCGGACCAUUGACAGUCGACGCCAUCCCGGCCCUCAGAGCAAAGAGCGCAAAGAUUCCCUUGGGCGUUGCGCCUGCGACCCAUAGUGACCUCUUCAAAAGCCCACACUGCUAUACCAAGCCACAAGCCAAACGCUGGGAUGAUAUCUUCUCCAUCGAGGCAAAGGCUCGGAAGACCUCAACAUUAAAGGGUGCGGCGCAGUAUCUCAAGAACCCGGGCUUGAUUUCCCUCGGUGGCGGUCUUCCCUCUCCUGAAUAUUUCCCCUUCGAUGAACUCUCCGUGAAGGUUCCGACCCCUCCUGGCUUCUCUCCCGAAGAACGCAGCAAAUCCGGUGCCGUUUUGACUGCAAAGAAGGGAGACACGCGUGACGGAACAAGUCUAUACGACUUGGAGGUUGCGCUUAAUUACGGCCAGGCCACGGGCUCCCCGCAAUUGCUGCGGUUCGUCACGGAACACACAGAGCUUAUCCACAACCCCCCUUACUCCGAUUGGCAAUGCUGUCUGACGCCUGGCGGUACCUUCGCCUGGGAUGCUAUCCUCCGCAUUCUCUGCAACAGAGGUGACUACAUCAUGAUGGAAGAAUACACUUUCUCGAGUGCCAAGGAAACCGCGCUUCCUCUCGGCCUCAAGGUAGUCGGGAUCAAGAUGGACGAACAGGGUCUUCUGCCCGAGGCACUUGACGAAACUCUCAGCAACUGGGAUGAGGCAACUCGCGGUGGCCGCAAGCCCCGCGUACUGUACACUAUCCCGACGGGACAAAACCCCACGGGUGCAACUCAGUGGACUGAGAGGCGUAAGGCUGUGUACGAGGUCGCUCAGAAGCAUGACAUCUUCAUUGUGGAAGACGAGCCGUACUACUUCCUGCAGAUGCAGCCCUACACCGGCGCCGACGGCACUCCUGCACCGCCCCCGGCCAAUCACGCUGAAUUCAUUAAAUCGCUUGUCCCUUCAUAUCUGAGCUUGGAUACUGAUGGCCGCGUUUGCCGGAUUGAAUCCUUCUCUAAGGUUCUCACUCCUGGAUCGCGUGCCGGAUGGCUGGUUGCUCCGGAGCAGUUCAUCGAGCGCUAUAUUCGUCACAGUGAGACUACUGCCCAGAACCCGAGCGGUAUCUCGCAGAUUCUUCUCUUCAAGCUUCUGGACGAGCAUUGGGGUCAUGCUGGGUACCUUGACUGGCUGAUCAACCUUCGUAUGCAAUAUACCGGUCGCAGGGAUACCUUGGUAGUUGCUUGUGAGAAGCACCUCCCACAGGAAAUUGCGAGCUGGGUUGCACCCGCAGCGGGCAUGUUUCACUGGAUUGGCAUUGAUUGGCAAAAGCAUCCCGGCCUUGCGGCAGGCAAGACUCGUAAUCAGAUUGAAGAAGAGAUCUUCCUUGCUGCUGUUGACAACGAGGUCCUUGUUUCCAGAGGUAGCUGGUUCAUGGCCACUGAAGUUGGCGAGGGCAAGAUGUUCUUCCGCGCAACUUUCGCUGCCGCCAGUUUUGAGAACAUCGAUGAAGCCAUCCGACGUUUCGGCAACGCUCUCCGGGUGCAAUUUGAUCUUUAGACGUGUAACUUCUUUUUGAUACCCUGGUUGGAUAAGUACAUAUGAGAAGAGGUUUAGCAUGUAGGCGACGGGGGCGGAGGUACUCCGGUGCUCUAGGCACUUGACAUGCCUUUUUUUACGAUCUUGGCUUCCUAAUAAUCUCAAAGCUAGAGCUAGACAGACAUCUUAAAC
This is a messenger RNA of Aspergillus fijiensis CBS 313.89, 1918 nucleotides long. Its product is annotated as aminotransferase-like domain-containing protein. The record is from RefSeq and is a predicted model, not a curated record. NCBI's taxonomy places the organism in Eukaryota, Fungi, Ascomycota, Eurotiomycetes, Eurotiales, Aspergillaceae. Gene Ontology annotation, molecular function: pyridoxal phosphate binding; L-2-aminoadipate:2-oxoglutarate transaminase activity; aromatic-amino-acid:2-oxoglutarate transaminase activity. The coding region runs from base 167 to 1747 and encodes 526 amino acids. Gene Ontology annotation, biological process: aromatic amino acid catabolic process; L-tyrosine biosynthetic process. The transcript is spliced from 7 exons.